Messenger RNA from Suillus clintonianus, 1298 nucleotides. RefSeq lists its product as uncharacterized. The record is from RefSeq and is a predicted model, not a curated record. Bases 445 to 1053 code for a protein of 202 amino acids. The transcript has a single exon. NCBI's taxonomy places the organism in Eukaryota, Fungi, Basidiomycota, Agaricomycetes, Boletales, Suillaceae.
CUCUCGGUUGAGAUUACGCAAGAGACAAGGGUGGAAGGCCCUCCAUCGUCUACCACGCCCGCAGACACCGUUCCUACUGAGCUCAUCUCGGAUGCUCCCAGGGACCUCGCCGCGAUUGUGGAGGUUUCAGAGGUGGCUGCCGAGCAGCACACGGAGACAACUCUUACUGUCACAGAGACGCAAUCCAAUGUUCUGGGUAUCGAUGUUUCUGUACCCGCACUCGAGCUCAAUUUCAAUUCGGAGGCACCAUCUGCAUCAGCAGAUGAUACCACUGGCGAUGGUGGUUGGGACCCCGAUGACACGUGGGGUGCCACUGAAGUGAAAGAGCAAGAGCCUGUUAGCUCCCCCACUUGGGGUUCUUCUGGUGGAGGCGGUAGCACCGGAUGGGGCUCCAGUGUGGCCAACACCAAAUGGGGGGCGCCUAAAUCGAAGAGUAGCUGGUCUAUGGGAGCUAUGGGAGCUGCACCCUCUUUUGGAGGCCUCGGCUCUACUCUCGCAGGAUCGUUUGGUAACUUCCUCGGCGCUGAUGGCAGGAAAAGUUCCAGGCCUUCGCCGAAGCCUGACUUAUCUUCACUUCCAGCUGAACACACUUCUUCUCUUGGAGGCCUCGGCUCUCUUGCAGGAUCAUUCAGUAACCUCCUCGUCGCUGAUGACAAGAAGAGUCCCAUGCCCUCGCCGAGACCUGACGCAUCCCCUCUUCCACUUCAUCACGCUCUUGCCAAUGUAGGCGACACAAUACCAGGUGACACACUGGCUCCCCCCGUACAGAUGACAAAAGAGCCUCCUACGCCAGCUGAGGCGCCGACCAAUGCGGCGGACGCGGCACCACCUUCUACCGAUGCAGCAGCAACUACAGAGAAAGCGGUAGAAGAAUCCCCUCCCGUAGACACCAACGCUGCUGCUCCUGGAGAGCCAGUUACGAUAGGUGAUGGGGAGGGUAAUGAUGUCGAGGAAGAGAAAGAGAAAGAGGAGGAGAAACCGAAGGUAUCUGCCACGCCGAUGGCAAAAUCCACCAGCAAAGGGGGAGGGAAAAAGAAGAAAGGGAAGAAGUAAGAUGCAGGCGCUCGGGUGUGCUACGCAGAUCCCCUACUUCGCGAUAUUGUUCAUCAUCUACUUUACUUCUGACGAACUUGUGAUACUGCUAUUCUUGGAGCUAAUAACUUUGAUACCUGUAGCUUUUGAGUCAAUAUCCGGGGAAAGCGUGAACAGCGGUCACCAGCCUGCACCAGCACUUGACGAACUCCCUCUCUAAGAGACCCCGGCUCUAAAUCUUGCAUGAUUAAAUACAAAAAAGUGGA